Messenger RNA from Symbiodinium sp. CCMP2592, 351 nucleotides. The record is from the annotation of a GenBank genome assembly. Lineage: Eukaryota; Dinophyceae; Suessiales; Symbiodiniaceae.
AUGGCAUAUGGGCAUGUCUUCAGACCGGCCACGCGUCUUACCAUCGCUCUCUUUGGAGCGGACGUGCGCGGCGGAUCUCUCCAAGCUUCUCUGCAGGUUGGAGCCUUGAGAAAAGAGAGCAGCGAGCAGCAGAGCAAGAGGAAAGGAGGGGACGACGAAGUCCUUGCUCGGCUGCGGGCGCAUGGCGAGGCAUGCCCUGUUGCGAAGAUGCUCGAACCUGCCACCGCACCAGCCGCAUCACGUCAUCGGAGCGUCACUGGCGCUCCGAGGGCGCUGCUGGGACAUGUAGGCCUGCGCCUGGCCUGGGAAUCGAGAACCGAAGUCCCCUGCCGAUCUCCCACCAUCCCCUGA